Mercenaria mercenaria is the source of this 5405-nucleotide messenger RNA. RefSeq lists its product as uncharacterized. Bases 332 to 4003 code for a protein of 1223 amino acids. Lineage: Eukaryota; Metazoa; Mollusca; Bivalvia; Venerida; Veneridae. The transcript has 27 exons. The record is from RefSeq and is a predicted model, not a curated record. Gene Ontology annotation, molecular function: protein binding.
AAUAGCUUAUUUAUCAUAAGUAAUCAAGGUUCCUAAAAGUGGAAAAAAGUUAACCCUAAUACCUUUAUUAUAAUACAACAUUUUGAUCGUUUGCGUACGUUGGAUAGACCGCAAAAGGGAACAUAUUAUUUGAAUACGUUUAAAACUGGUAGAGUUACUCAGAAAAAUAAAAGAACUUGAAGAACGAAUAGAUAGUAUGAAACAGAGGACUUUGCGCCAGUUAGAAGAGCUACAGGAGUAAUUGUCGGUGGGGCUGCUGGAACUUUGAUGGAAGGUAAAGCAUUAAAGAAAAACAUACCGUACUGCAAAUUCACAUACUCAUGAGUGCGUCAUGUCUGACAUACCUGAAGAAAGGACAUAUUACCUUCGAAUUAUUUUGAUGUGUAUGGACCUCACUAAAGAGACAAUUCUUAAGGUAUUCAGAUAUUUGAUAAAAAGUGAUGAUAUUGUAAACUUUUUAGCAUCGGUGGAUACAAUUAGCAAACUACAGGACUUAUUUAAGAAGAACAUUCUGAACAGGACUGAAUAUAAUCUAGUUUACUACCGUCCCAAUCUAGAGAAGUUUGAUAUUGCACUAUUAAUUAGACUGAUAUUUGGAUUGUGCAAAAAUGAAAUAGCUAAACCACAACUUGGCUGGACAACAAAACUUCACUCUAAAGAUGAAUCUCUUGGUGCUGAUCUCAUUCGUUUGAGAGAUGUAAGGAAUAAGCUAAUUGGUCAUCGAGCAGAUGCGAAACUCUCUAAGGCUGAGUAUGAAAACAUAAGAGAUAAAGUGCAAGCUAUUUUAAUCAGGGUGAUCGAAAAUGUUGAUCCCAGUUCUAAGGAAGACGUGGAGAGGAGAAUUGAUGAGUACACAAAAAUGGUUGUAGAUGCAGAGAAUACAAGAGUAAAGAGGUACCUGGAUCAACUUCUUGAAUACAAAAAUGAAUAUGACAAAUUACAGGAUAAGGCUGAGGAAGAGGGCAAGAGAUCUCGAGAAUUUCAAGUGUAUUUUGAAAAAACACCAGAGCGAUAUGUAGGUUAUAUAAAACUUCUUUUUGAUGGUGGACGCCUUGUUUUGUGUGGGAUACUCGAGAGAGAAUUAGACAAUCAUGAGGACAGUCUGGUUUCCCUGAUUUCUAACAACCGUAAAAUACUAGAAUCAAUGGUUGAUUCACAGUAUAAAAGUCAUCUAUUCCCAUUAGAGCCUGGCAAAAUGGAUCAUACAAAGUGGGAUGUCGGUCUUCUUGCAACGUUGAUUUUGCACGUAUUUCCAAAUAUAAGUUUAGAUGAAAGUAGCAAAAUUGAGCUAAUAAAAACUUCAAGACUUUGUUAUGCUGAGAACGCAUUACGCUCUCUAGACGCAGAUGAGUUUCUGUCAGUUUUGACAGAUCUGAUAAGUAGUUUAAACUUUCUUUCAAUGAACAUUGCCGAAGGAAAGAAACUUGAAGUUUGGAGUCUCAUUGAGCGCUACAAGAAGAAAAACGACGAUGGUGAUGCUGAUGAGUAUUUAGAGCAACUGAGGAAAUCUGGCAUGCUGGUGAAGACACUGAAAGACAUACACCAAGAAACUGUUGUCAGACUGAAGCAGUUACUGAGAAAACUUGACGAAACAGGGAUAAAUUUCAAGGCAGAACAUGAUUUAGAAAUAAAAAUAUUGACAACUUGUCAGAACGAGGAAAUGAAAAAGAAUGCAGAAGAUUUCCUUAAAACAAAUCUUCAAGCCUCCCUUUAUGAGUCAGAUCAUCCAACCAAUUUGAUAAGGGCAGAGACCAACAAGCUUGUUGCUAGUAUUAACACACAUCCAGAUGUGAAACCAGCUGGAGUUAAACGAAGCUGCAUACUUUUGUCAUUCAAAAGUUCUUCGCCUUCUGGAUUGAUCGACAUUUUAGACUACUGUGCUAGUCAUCACUUCAAAGCGAGACUUCAUAACAUUUCAAACGAGUUGCAUUAUUUAUUUGAAGAUACUUUUCUUUUGCAAGGACAUGUCACACUUGAAAGUCUUUCCGCAGUUACAAAAAAUGUCGAUUCAGAGGGAUCAGGCUCUGGUGGUACUGAUGUAGACAAAGCGGAGGAUAUAUAUUCAACGGAAAAGGAAUGGAAGAAUCAGAAACUUGGUGCAAACAUGAAAGAGUUUGAAAAUUCACGGACUAUUUGUACACAUGAAACAGAAAAAAGUACAUGUGAGCAAGAGGAAGAUUCGACCUUUCUACCAGAUUCAGAGGGAUCAAACUCUGGUGGUAUUGGUGCAGAGGAAAAGGAAAGAGCCGGGGACAAGUAUUCAUCUGAAAAAGAACGGGAGAAUCAGAAACUUGAUGCAAAAGGAAAAGCAGCGGAACACCCAACGGCUAUUUGUACAGAUGAAACAGAAAAAAGUACACGUGAGCAAGAGGAAGAUUUGACGUUACUACCAGAUUCAGAGGGAUCAGGCUCUAGUGGUAUUGAUGCAGAAGAAGCGGACAAAGUAGGGGACAUACAUUCAUCUAUAAAAGAACGUAAUAAUCAGUACCUUGAUGCACAUGGAGAAGCAGCCGAACUUCCACCGACUAUUUGUACAGAUGAAAGAGAAGAAAGUAUAUCUGAGCUUGAGAAAGAUUUGACCUUACAUUCAGAGGGAUCAGGCUCUGGUGGUAAUUAUGCUGAAAAAGCGGAAGACAGACAUUCAACUGAAAAAGAAUGGGGGAAUCAGAAACUUGAUGCAAAUAGAAAAUCUUCGGAACAUUCACCGACUAUUUGGACAGAUGAAUUAGAGGAAAGUACAUCCGGCCAUGAGGAAGAUUCGACUUUUCACCUAGGAUCACAGCAUCAUAUACGUGCCUUGUAUGAUUAUAAUGCAAGAACAGAAGAUGAUCUGAGUUUUAAAAAGGGUGAUAUUCUCAUCCUGUUGGACAAGGGAGAUGAAGACAGAAACGAAGAUUGGUGGUUUGCCAGACACACAGAUCCGAACUACCAGAACAGUAAAUCUGAGGGAUAUGUGCCAAGAAACUAUGUUGCUAUAGAAGAUGCAAUUAAACAGGAAUGGUUUUUCGGAAAGGUGACACGAAAAGAAACAGAGAGAAACCUGUUAUCUAAAGGAAAUGAAGUUGGGACAUAUUUGAUUAGAGAGAGUGAGACAUAUCCAGGUAGCUAUGUAUUAUCAAUACGAGACUAUGACCAGAAUAAAGGUGAUUGUGUCAAACAUUACAAAAUGGAAAAUAUGGAUGAUGGAGGCGUGUUCUUAGGAUGUCCUUUCAAGUCAAUAAUGGAGUUAGUGGAACACUAUAAAGGUUCUGUUGAUGUUCUCUGUCAAAAAUUGAAGUGUCCUUGUCCGCGAGCAGCUCUUGUAAUGUCAGACUUGUGCAGGGAAGAAAAAGAUGCAUGGGAAAUGCCAACAGAAUCUUUACAGCUAAUGAACAGACUUGGUGCUGGCCAGUUUGAUGAAGUCUGGAAAGGAUCACAGCAUCAUAUACGUGCCUUGUAUGAUUAUAAUGCAAGAACAGAAGAUGAUCUGAGUUUUAAAAAGGGUGAUAUUCUCAUCCUGUUGGACAAGGGAGAUGAAGACAGAAAUGAAGAUUGGUGGUUUGCCAGACACACAGAUCCGAACUACCAGAACAGUAAAUCUGAGGGAUAUGUGCCAAGAAACUAUGUUGCUAUAGAAGAUGCAAUUAAACAGGAAUGGUUUUUCGGAAAGGUGACACGUAAAGAAACAGAGAGAAACCUGUUAUCUAAAGGAAAUGAAGUUGGGACAUAUUUGGUAAGAGAGAGUGAGACAUAUCCAGGUAGCUAUGUAUUAUCAAUACGAGACUAUGACCAGAAUAAAGGUGAUUGUGUCAAACAUUACAAAAUGGAAAAUAUGGAUGAUGGAGGCGUGUUCUUAAGACGUCCUUUCAAGUCAAUAAUGGAGUUAGUGGAACACUAUAAAGGUUCUGCUGAUGAACUCUGUCGAAAAUUGAAGUGUCCUUGUCCGCGAGCAGCACCUGUAAUGUCAGACUUGAGCAGGGAAAAAAAGAUGCAUGGGAAAUGCCAACAGAAUCUUUACAGCUAAUGAACAGACUUGGUGCUGGCCAGUUUGAUUAAGUCUGGAAAGAUAAACAAUAGCACAUUGAAGACUUAUGUUACCAGUCAUAAAACAACUACUAGUAGUUGAAGCAGCUAAGAUGGUUGUAUUAUUAUAAUGUGAUAAAACUUUGUGCAGUAUGACAUUAAAGAUUUCUCAGCAAAAUCUGUUUUAAACCGGGGUAGAAUUUGAAUUAAAGUGGUUUAGAUGUGGGCAGUAAAUCAUGUAGCUGAAGUGUUUCUGUGUGUUAAGAUUCAGUUUGAUUUUAUAGGUUGAUUUGAAGGCCAAGUUCAGCUUCCGUGAAUCAAGAUUAUGUAUAGUAUGUAAUCAACAGGCUGUUGAAUUGAAUACCAUUUGUGUUUUGUUAGCGGAAACUACUUUAAAAGAUACUGGUAUACAGAGAUUUUUAACAAAAGUUUACAAAUUAAAGUAUCUAGUUAUAUGACAGAAUUUAUGUUUAACUAGAUAAAAAAUGCCGCGAAAAGUCCAAAAAAAAUCCUUAUUUUUUUCUUAUUGGAUGGAACAACUUUUCUGAUUCCUUAUAAAGAGUCAUUUGGAAUUACUUCCCUUGAAUAUUGCGGCAGCAAUAAAAAAUUAAAAACUGCGAUGACUUUCUUGAUUAUAAACGAAACAUAUAAGAGUAAGCAUUCAAUUUCUAAAUUAGUACAUUUCCUAUCCGCUGAUUAUUGUUUCGGUUCAGAUUUAUUAGAUUUUUUUUUUGCACUGGAUGUAAAUGUUGGAAAUUAACAUACGUAUCAUCAGGGAAGAACAUAAACUUAUUAUGUAUAAAUGUGUGUUAAAAUAACCAAUAUUUGGACGAGGCGAAUAUUGAUUAUUACUGUUAUGUACUUGUCCAACAGAACUCAGUGUUGUACUAAACACUGUAAAAAAUCUGAUAGUACGGUAUUUUAUUGUAUUGUUUUGUAUAAGUGUGUUAAAGACAGAUUCAUAUAUCAUUAAAUUGCAAGUUGGCGUAUCUAGGUAAUAGAACGCAUAGACUAUGUGAAAACAAGAAAACAUAUUGUAUUUUUAUUCGCCUUGUGUCAUCUUAAAUCCGAUUUAAUCAGUAAGAUUUUGUGUUUUUUUUUGUUUUGUUCUUUUGUGGUUUUUUUUAAGAUUUAUUAAUAUGCUCAAUUAUAGUUUUAACAUUCUUUCUUUCUUUCUUUCUUAUAAAAGGAACUGUGAUCAGUCUAGUCGGUCUGUGUCACUAUGAUUGAAGAACUUCUAAUUUCGACGUUCUCUAAAACCUCGAAACACUGGGUUUUACACAUAGAAUUUUCAGCGUCUAGUCAUCGGAAAUGUUAUGUUGACUGAUAUGGAAAGUUAUUUUAUUAAUUUGUUUAUUGUUUAUACAGUGUAUUGAUAACAACAGUAAAAUGUUGCAAGAGAA